Molecule: messenger RNA, 267 nt
Organism: Dentiscutata erythropus
Lineage: Eukaryota; Fungi; Glomeromycota; Glomeromycetes; Diversisporales; Gigasporaceae
Source: the annotation of a GenBank genome assembly
AUGAACGUUGAAGAUGUCAAUGUUAGUAAUGUUAGUGAUCAAGGAGGGAGAAACGCAGAAAUUAUCGAAAAUAAUGAUGUGCUUGCAUGUGACUGUGUGAAAAUUGGAAAAAAUGAUGUACAGAAACUGUUGAGGAGCGAGAAAUAUGCCUUGAACGUAGGCCCAACUAAUGGGAAAAAAAAAGAGAGAUUCGGAAACUAUCAAGAAAGAAAAGAACGCAUUGAACAUAGCCGAGUUAAAGCUGCUAUAAAAAUUCUAAUAUAUUGA